GUGGUCGCAGAAGGCGACCAAGUUGGUCGGACCAACACAAACGAACGACUCGCAUUUUAGUUGUUAGACGGGUUUCUCGACGACCACACCAAGAAACUACUGGCAGACAUCUCGGUAGUGUGUUGUGUAUGCGUUUAAAAGUUUGUGUGCAAUUUGAUACAAACAAAGUAAAAAAUCGCCCAAUGAGUGAAGUCAAGGAAACGGAAUCAGAAUAGAGCGGCACGAUGAUAGUAAAAUGGUUAAUAGUCAUAAGCCUCAUAGGCUUUGUGGCCAUCAUAAACGAAGUGUACAGCUGCAACGAGGCUGUGUGCGGCAGCGUUGUCAGUAAGUGUCUUCUGACGCAGUCCUGCAAAUGCGAUAAAAAGGAGAACUGCGACUGCUGCAAGGAUUGUCAAGCGUGCCUUAGCUACUUAUAUAGCGAAUGUUGUUCUUGUGUUGAAAUGUGUCCAACACCCAAUGAUACAGUCAGUGCUAUUAGCAAAAUGUCUUAUUGCGAAGAGGUUUCUUCAGUGCCAAGUCUUUUUAACGCGUUAACUGAAGGUGGUAGCGAAAAAGAAUGGAGUACUGUGACUUUUCCGAUCGAUAUUGAUGCGUCACAAUUCGAUUCGAAAAGGGAGUUAAAAAUAUACAGAAAGACCUCAGAGCAAGAAACGAUUGCGGAAAGAAAUAAUAACGUUUUUACAAUGAAUUGCACAGUGGCGUACUGGGCGCAGUGCAUGAGUUCAUCAAAGUGUAGACAAAGCUGUUUGUCAAUGGGUGCUUCUUCUUAUCGAUGGUUUCAUGACGGGUGCUGCGAAUGCAUUGGAGAUAAGUGCGUUAAUUAUGGCAUACCCGAAAGCAGGUGCAGUGACUGCCCUAUAAAAGAUGAACAAGUCAUCGAUGAAGAGGACGCGUAUUAUGGAGAAGAUGAUGAUUAAUACAUAAUAUAAAUUUUAAAGCCUUUCUUUAAUAUUUUUAUUAAUAUUGAUCGAAAAGGCGAAUGCAUUUUAUCUCACAAUCUCCCUUGUAUUAUAAAUAAAACAAACGGAUAUGAUGAAAUAGAACACAAAAGUUUUUAUGCAGGUGUAAUUUGCACAAUUUUUAUCUUGUUUUUACAAUUUUCAGUUCUCGACUUAAUUUUAAUUUUAAGGUAUAAAAAAUAAUUGCUUUAAUAUAUUUUUAUAUUUAUUGAGACCACUGUUCAGUAAUAUUCCACAAUAUAAUAUAAAAUACAUGCAAUAGUUUUUAGUGUACAAAAUUAAGUUAUCAGUUAGAAUUGUUACAUUUAGGUAUUGUUUAUAUAAUAGUUGUACAAACAUAGUUUUUAAACACUGUAUAUGAUAUUUUAUAAAUGUGAUAAUUUU
Brassicogethes aeneus is the source of this 1343-nucleotide messenger RNA. NCBI's taxonomy places the organism in Eukaryota, Metazoa, Arthropoda, Insecta, Coleoptera, Nitidulidae. The record is from the annotation of a GenBank genome assembly.